AUGGUGCGCAAGCUCAAGCAUCAUGAGCAGAAGCUCUUGAAGAAGGUCGACUUCAACACGUACAAGAGCGACAAUGAUCACCGAGAAGCUGCGGUCAUGCGCCGCUAUGCGAUCCAAGGGCGUGACGACUACCGAAAAUACAACCAGCUCGCGGGCUCAUUGCGACAGCUCGCGCACAAGAUUGCCGCCCUCGACCCAGCCGACCCCUUCAGAAGGAAACAUGAAGACCUGAUGCUCGAGAAGCUGUGGGACAUGGGCAUCCUCGGCACCGGCGGUGGAGGCAGGGGCAAGCUGAGCGACAUUGAGCACAAGGUCACUGUGUCUGCUUUUGCGCGGAGAAGGCUGCCUGUCGUCAUGACACGCUUGCGCAUGGCCGACCACAUCCAAGCCGCGACGACGCUGAUCGAGCAAGGCCAUGUCCGAGUGGGAACAGAUGUCAUUACCGACCCCGCAUACCUUGUCACCAGGAACAUGGAGGAUUUCGUGACAUGGAUCGACUCGUCCAAGAUCAAGCGCAAUAUUAUGAAAUACCGCGACAAGCUCGACGAUUUUGAACUCGAGGCUUUGUGA
Molecule: messenger RNA, 570 nt
Organism: Exserohilum turcica Et28A
Lineage: Eukaryota; Fungi; Ascomycota; Dothideomycetes; Pleosporales; Pleosporaceae
Exons: 3
Coding region: 1-570 (189 amino acids)
Biological process (GO): rRNA processing
Cellular component (GO): Mpp10 complex; small-subunit processome; small ribosomal subunit
Molecular function (GO): snoRNA binding; rRNA binding; structural constituent of ribosome
Source: RefSeq, a predicted model, not a curated record